GUAUCAUUUACUCGUGAGUAAGCCAACCAGUGCUGGUCUACACACACACUUUCCCAUACUAUGACCUACCUGUGUUGAAUACGUAUUUGUGUGAUUUUUUUAUUGGAACAUUCUGAUUUGAUGGGAUUAAACACAUAACUCAGCUAGUGUUUACCUGAUUACGAAGUGUUGGCUUUAUAGGUGAAUACAACCGAUCUCCUAUCCCAUCUGUUAUAAUUUGGAGUGUUUGGUGUGUAUAUAACGGAGACUUUGUCAACGACAUAAUUGUAACCUUCUCUGACUAGGUCAUAUUUGAAUUUAUGACAGUGAACCAUGUCCAGUAUUCUUUUGGUCGCCUCCAUCAUUAUUAUGAUGGCCACUCUGACGUCCGGGUACUUGUCUGGGAUGUGGCCCUGGAAGACAUGUAAGACUGCAUGUUUUCUCGGCUUUGGUUGCUACAGCAGCGAGAAGCCGUUCGACAACACACAGGGAGUUCUGCCAUUGUCCCCAAAGAAACAAGGACUGCAUUUCCUCCUGUACACUCGCAAAAAUCCUGUACGCGCUCGAAAGCUGAAGUGGAACUCUAAAAGAGUCAAGGGAAAACUUAAUCUAAAGCGUGACACCAUUUUCCUCAUUCAUGGUUGGAUGGAUAGUGCCAAAAAUCCAAAGUUUCGCAAGAUGAGAAAAACUCUUAUAAGAUUUAACGACGUCAAUGUUAUUGCCGUGAACUGGAAACGAGGUGCAGGACAUAACUUGUACUACCAAUCGGCCGCCAACACAAGAAUCAUCGCCGCCAUGAUAUCGAAAUUCCUUCUGAGACUACAGUAUGAGCUGGGCUACAGUAUGGAAAAGGUUCACAUCAUUGGUCACAGUCUUGGCGCUCAAAUGGCUGGCUACAUCGGCACAGAGGUCAAGGGCAUCGGCAGAAUCUCUGGUAUAGACCCAGCCGGACCAUCGUUUGAAGGGUACCCUCCGGAGACUGUUCUCGACCCUACUGAUGCUAAUUUUGUGGACAUCUUACACACGGACGCCCGAGAUCUAUUCGUACUAGGUCAUCCGGGCUUUGGCGCAAAGUCAAGAAUGGGUCAUGCUGAUUUUUACGUCAAUGGAGGCCAUUCCCAACCAGGAUGUCCUUCCACAAUGAAUCAACAACUGGGAUUGAUAGUAACCGGAAGUGUUGAUGUCUUUAUGAACAUGGGAUGCAGUCAUAUACGAGCGGUGAAUUUAUACAUAGAAUCUAUUAAUAUACGAAAGUGUAAAUUUACAUCGUACAAUUGUACGGAAGGGGACGGACUAACUGUUGCUGAGGGCUGCAAUACUUGUGAAAAUGGAUGUGCUCUUAUGGGCUACCAUUCCAAUGUUGGUAACCCACGUGGUGUUUUUGUGUUAAACACAAACGAUAAAGCGCCAUUCUGUAUAACAGAAGCAGUCAAACUACCAGAAUCAACAGCCGAGACAAUUAUAGAGUCAUGACAUUAGAUGCUUUAAGUUUUUAUCAGCAAAUCAUCUUCAUCUGUCAUGUUAAGCCACGUGAUGUUUUACAACUUAAAUAUCUUGUGGUCAGGAUCUGAAAUCAAGCGUAGAUUUCUUUGUUUUGUUAUAUGAGUGCUAAUUCAUCUUUAAUCGUUGAUCUUUUAUGUUGAAUAUGAUAUUAGGUCGUGCGUGUAUACCGUUCCUAUUUUCCUGAUGUGUAUUUGAGUAUUGUCGUAAUGUGUGUGAAAGUUGCGGAGUAAACUGUAUACGUGCGAGCGUGUUUUAGGACAAGUGUGUGCGUAUGUUUAACCGGUUAAAUAAUCUAUUUUAAUCAAAGGAAUACAUAUAAAAAUGGUAUGAGUGUUUAUUUAUUAAAGCAUGAAUGUGGAUGAACUGGCUUGGCAAGGACUGGUUUAUUAUUAUUCUGUAGCUGAUCAAUAUAUGGAUACUGAAAACAAUACAAUCAGACAUCUCAUAUAGCCAUCUUAUAUCACACUGACUUUAUGUCCCAUAAGUAAUGCUAACAAUCAGUACAAAGUAACAAAGUACACGAAGCGUGUAUUAUAUGGAUGAUUUAUAUAUUCGGAUAUGAUCGGAUGCUUCGCUCCUAAUCAUGAACAUCAGCACUGAUAAGUACACAGAACUUUUCAGAUGUGCAUGUCAUAUGAUACCCCAACAUGUACGAUAGAUUUAAUUUAAUUUAAUUUUUCAUAUGAAAUUUGAAUAUGAUAUGCAUUAUUUACCAAACGUGAUAUUUCACUCUGUCUUCGACGCUGGAACAUUCGAUCGCCGACAUUGACCAUAUAUGUAUGUCUUGUAUCGGGACCCGGAGAUACAUGCACUUGGACAAUGUGUGAACAUGUUGUGUUCCUACGUAAAUCUUUUCUUAUGUUGACAAUCUGAACAGAUCAUGUACAUUGUAUUAUUUGGUAAUUGAUAAGUUGUUUUAGUUUACUUCUAACAUUGUUAUUAUGCCAGCCACUUUACGGGUGUGUAGUAUGACAGAGUGGUUUAUGUAUUCAAGCAACUACAAUGCAAAUUUGUUAUACAUCACUGUAAAUUGAUAUGCUGGUUCGGUUUGACCGAUUCAAAAUGUUGUUAAACCACAGGUGCUACCGUGCCCGUGUUGUUAAUAAAAGUAUUUAUUUGCUACGGAAAA
Molecule: messenger RNA, 2611 nt
Organism: Ylistrum balloti
Lineage: Eukaryota; Metazoa; Mollusca; Bivalvia; Pectinida; Pectinidae
Product: inactive pancreatic lipase-related protein 1-like
Exons: 6
Coding region: 313-1452 (379 amino acids)
Biological process (GO): lipid metabolic process
Molecular function (GO): lipase activity
Source: RefSeq, a predicted model, not a curated record